AUGAUGCUUCGUCAUAAUGGCGUACCUCCAAUCCCACCACACACAAGGCUACUUGCCGACAAAGGCUUUGCCAAUGGUGCCAGUCUAUUAACACCAGUCCGUCGAAACGAAAUGCGACAGUUCCCAGCGUCAUUCAAAAACUUAUUUAACUAUCAUCUUUCACAAAAACGAAUAUUUGUCGAACAUUUAAUCAAAGAGGUGAAAAUUUUCAAAGCUGUCAAUGGAGUCUAUAGAGAUAGUCAUGCGUUGUGGGGUGGUGUAAGUCUCUGCGCAGCAUAUCUUGCAAGUAUCAGAGCCCACAUUUUUUUAUCUGAAAACUGAACGAUGCUUUUAUUCUGUAUUAACCCUUUGAGGACCGAUUUUUUUUUCCAAUCGAAAUCAACAUGUUUAAUCUUUUUAUUUUAUUUUAAUUCAAAAUGGCUACUUGAAAAUACUGUGAUAGUCAAAAAAACAGUUUUUUCCAUCU
Messenger RNA from Didymodactylos carnosus, 466 nucleotides. The record is from the annotation of a GenBank genome assembly. NCBI's taxonomy places the organism in Eukaryota, Metazoa, Rotifera, Eurotatoria, Philodinida, Philodinidae.